ACUACUAUCUACUAAACAGUAAAUAUUACUAAAUAAUCAACAUACGGCCAUGGCAAGUUUAAGAUUAUUUUUUAGCCAUCGUAUAUUUAACACAUAUUUUGCUGACUUGGCGUGUACUCUCAAUAUUACUCAAACUGGUUUGAAACAAGCAACCUGUAUCAGAUUUGCAUCCAAAUUCAAUGAUGAAAAAGCCAAACCCAAGCAACAUAUUUCAAGGUACCCUGUACCUGAUGUUAGAACAUUACCAAGUGAUAUGCAAAAAUUAAUAGAUGAAGCCAAAGAAAAGGCUGGUUUUGUCCCUAAUGUCUUCCAAACAUUGUCACACAGACCCAAGGAAAUGCAAGCAUUUGUUAACUACUACGAUGCAGUUAUGGAAGACCGAACUGGAGGGCACUUGACUAAAGCUGAUAAAGAAAUGAUAGUAGUUGCUGUAAGUGCAUACAACAAAUGCAGAUACUGUAUCAUUGCCCACAGUGCAUUAUUUCGAAUAUAUUCCAAAAACAGAAUUCUUGCUGAUCAGAUUGCUGCUAACUGGCAGACAGCAGAUAUUGAUGACCGUCAGAGAUCAAUUUUAAACUUUGCAUUGCAAGUUACAAAAUGUGAACCAUUGUCAGAGACACAUUUCGAUGCACUGCGCCAACAUGGUCUAGAUGAGGAGGAUGCAUGGGAUAUUGGAUCUGUUGUUGCUUUAUUUUCCCUGUCUAACAGAAUGGCCUACCUUACAAGUAUGGUGCCUAAUGAGGAGUUUUACAUGUUAGGAAGGGUCCCAAAAGAAAAAAAAUAGAUUUCUGAUUUUUUUGUGUAUGUUACUAUGUAACCAGUAUUAUCAUUGUUAUCAAUUUUAUCUAGAUUUUAAUAUCAGAAGCUAUGUUUACUUUAAAGGAUUUUAAUUGUUACUUUUUUCAAUAGUGGGGAAAAAAAUGUUGAUUUUUUUAUAAUCCCAAUAAUUUUUAUGGUUUCCUAAAAUGAAAUGAGUUGAAGCUUUUCUGUUAAGGGAUUUGCAAUAAUGAGUUCUGCAUUUGGGAUAUUUUAUAAUUUGAGGGACAAUCACCCGUCAUCAUUUGAUGAUGGUGCCUUUAAUCAGUUUGUAAAUACUAUUUAGCGCAGGAUAAACUGUAAUUGAAAAAUAGAAACAUCAAAAUGGUUAAAAAAUGACUAUGCAUGGGAAUUUCUUGUCACCAACUAAUUUGUUGAUAAGUGGAUCAUUGACUGUACAAGCAGUGUUAAAGUUUAGCAGUUUAUGAUUUAAAUCUGAUAUGCUGUCAAAUUAUGUCCCUGUUAUGGUGAAUGGCCUUCAAAUCUUAAGGCUGCAAUAAUACAGAAUUUAACUAUUUUCUAAUGGAGAAAUCUUUAACAGGCUUUUACUGAAAAAUGUUUUUUUAAUCAGUCAAUAUAUAUUAUACUCAGACUUAGUCACUUCUCGAUAUUUAUUAAAGAUUCACAACCUUAAAAUUUCUUUUAUAAUUUGGAUUAGCUUACAUUGUAUUGUUUAAAGGAAUGUAUAUAUGUAUAGGACUGUAUAUGUCUGUGUGAUUAAUCUUCUUAGCAUUGUGACGUUUAAUGUAACUAAUAAACAAGUCUUAAAA
Physella acuta is the source of this 1586-nucleotide messenger RNA. RefSeq lists its product as uncharacterized. Lineage: Eukaryota; Metazoa; Mollusca; Gastropoda; Physidae. The record is from RefSeq and is a predicted model, not a curated record. Gene Ontology annotation, molecular function: peroxiredoxin activity.